UGCCGCCCCCGCCCCCAGGGGGACGCGCGCAAGGGGGGGCGGGGCGGGGGGAAGGGAAGGGGCCGCGCGCGCGGCGGCGCCCGCCCGCCCGUCCACCCCAGCAUGCACCGCGAGCGCGAUCACGCGCGCCGCCUGCGCCAAGCGGUCCGGGCGCCCAGGCUAGGACGCAGUGAAAUGGCAGCUUCUUCUUCAUCCUCUUCAGCCGGCGGAGUCAGCGGCAGCUCUGUCACGGGAUCUGGGUUUAGCGUCUCGGACCUGGCGCCACCCCGAAAAGCCCUCUUCACGUACCCCAAAGGAGCGGGAGAGAUGCUGGAAGAUGGCUCAGAAAGAUUCCUCUGUGAAUCUGUCUUCAGCUAUCAGGUGGCCUCUACAUUAAAGCAGGUGAAACACGAUCAACAAGUUGCACGGAUGGAAAAACUAGCCGGUCUGGUGGAAGAGCUGGAGGCAGAUGAGUGGAGGUACAAGCCGAUAGAGCAGCUCCUGGGAUUCACUCCCUCCUCGGGCUGAACACGUCUGGAUCGCUGCUGUCAGAGAGGAGGAGAAAGGCACUCUCUGGCCUGAUUUCAACAUGCACGGCCGUCUAUCUGGAUGCUCACAGCUGCAUCAAGGGGAUUGGGCUUUUCUUUUAAGUUUACAGUGGGGAUCCCCAUUACAGCUGCCAGUAAAUUGAAACGACAGAAACCUCUGAGCCUUCUGCAGCGUAACCAUCUGGCAGGACUCAGUUUCUGUAACUUGCAAGAUAGGAUCAGUUUUUAAAGAAGCUGGAGAAUAACCCGAUUGUUUGUGGGGAAGGGAAGACCUAAAGUUUGGGCAAGACUGGGGUGGGGGAAGGCGAGCCAGUAACUUAGUCUGACCUUUCCGUAGACCUCCUAAGAGAGCCGGCAGCUUUGAAGGGCCAGGUGAGCUGUCGGCUGGGACGUGCGCGUCUCUGCCGCUCGGGUCAGGCCUCUGUAGGGCAGAAGUACGAAGCACUGCCGAAAACACUCCUCAGUCCUAGCUGCUGUUUUUGCAAACGAAUAGGAAGAAAACUGUCCUUGGUCAGUUCAGAAGGGGCAAGCGGAGCCGCUUUCCCCAGUGGUAUCUCCCCGCGUUGCUGAAGCUGUUUUAUCUUCGCCGCUGUUUCUCUUUUGUCUGCACUGAGGGUACUGGUAGGACACUGCUCCUCGAUGCAGAUGCUGUAACUUUAAUAUCCUGACGCUCUUUUCCCCUUCGUUAUAUACUAGAUUGUUCUGUGAUAAUAAACGGUUUCAAAGGCAGAA
This is a messenger RNA of Dromaius novaehollandiae (emu), 1259 nucleotides long. It is a transcript of the gene ANAPC16, whose product is annotated as anaphase promoting complex subunit 16. The transcript is spliced from 4 exons. Bases 103 to 507 code for a protein of 134 amino acids. Gene Ontology annotation, cellular component: anaphase-promoting complex; cytosol; kinetochore. Lineage: Eukaryota; Metazoa; Chordata; Aves; Casuariiformes; Dromaiidae. The record is from RefSeq and is a predicted model, not a curated record. Gene Ontology annotation, biological process: protein ubiquitination.